Andrographis paniculata is the source of this 1311-nucleotide messenger RNA. Its product is annotated as guanine nucleotide-binding protein subunit beta-like protein. Gene Ontology annotation, biological process: rescue of stalled cytosolic ribosome; positive regulation of protein phosphorylation. Bases 121 to 1107 code for a protein of 328 amino acids. Gene Ontology annotation, molecular function: protein kinase C binding; translation regulator activity; ribosome binding. The transcript is spliced from 2 exons. The record is from RefSeq and is a predicted model, not a curated record. Lineage: Eukaryota; Viridiplantae; Streptophyta; Magnoliopsida; Lamiales; Acanthaceae. Gene Ontology annotation, cellular component: cytosol; nucleus.
GAGAGAGUAAGAGGGGCUUGAUUUUGGUACUUGUUGUUUUGUGUUGUUUGCCUGCUGCCUGCCUCGUUCUCCUCUCGCUCGCUCGCGCUGUAAACCCUAACAGCCUUUUUCCGAUCGCCAAUGGCUCAGGAGCAACUCGUCCUCCGCGGUACCAUGCGCGCCCACACCGACUGGGUCACCGCCAUCGCCACCCCUAUCGACAACUCCGACAUGAUUGUCACCUCCUCCCGCGACAAGUCCAUCAUCGUCUGGGCUCUCACCAAGGAGGACAGGACCUACGGCCUCGCGCGCCGCCGCCUCACUGGCCACUCCCACUUCGUCCAAGACGUUGUCCUUUCCUCUGACGGCCAGUUCGCGCUCUCCGCUUCUUGGGACGCUGAGCUCCGGCUUUGGGACUUGAACACUGGCAAAACCACUCGCCGCUUUGUCGGCCACACCAAGGACGUUCUUUCCGUCGCCUUCUCCGUCGACAACCGUCAGAUCGUUUCUGGUUCCCGCGAUAAAUCAAUCAAGCUCUGGAACACGCUCGGGGAGUGCAAGUACACCAUCCAAGACCAAGACGCCCACUCCGAUUGGGUGUCCUGCGUCAGGUUCUCCCCCAACACCUUGCAGCCCACCAUCGUCUCUGCCUCCUGGGAUAAGACUGUCAAGAUCUGGAAUCUGAGCAAUUGCAAGCUGCGCUCCACAUUGGCCGGCCACUCUGGCUAUGUCAACACUGUUGCAGUGUCGCCGGAUGGUUCCUUGUGUGCAAGUGCUGGGAAAGAUGGGGUGAUUCUUCUCUGGGAUUUGGCGGAAGGCAAGAGGUUGUACUCGCUGGAGGCAGGCUCCAUCAUCCAUGCGCUUUGCUUUAGCCCCAACAGGUACUGGCUUUGCGCCGCAACGGAGUCUAGCAUCAAGAUUUGGGAUUUGGAGAGCAAGAGUGUGGUUGUGGAUCUCAAGGUGGACUUAAAGCAGGAGAGUGAGAUGGAUUCGGAAGGGACCCAAGCUUCUGCGGGGAAAAACAAGAUCAUAUACUGUACCUGCCUCAACUGGAGCGCUGAUGGAAGCACUCUUUUCAGUGGUUAUACAGAUGGUGUUGUGAGAGUUUGGGGAGUUGGACGUUACUAGAAUAUGCUGCUGCUGCAUUUAUUGGAGUUUUUUUGUUUUUACAUUGAUGUUUAAUUUUCUGCAAAAGUUUCAAGUUCACAACAAUGGAAGAGGAUGUCUGGACUCGCUCUCUGUGUCAUUUGUUCUCAAGGCCUUGGCUUUUUGAAUUUUGAGUUGGUAUUUUUGCAUACAUAACUUUUAUGAGUAUUGGAAGAUGUUAACUAA